This is a messenger RNA of Tupaia belangeri chinensis (Chinese tree shrew), 3387 nucleotides long. It is a transcript of the gene KLHL15, whose product is annotated as kelch like family member 15. Gene Ontology annotation, biological process: protein ubiquitination; nuclear protein quality control by the ubiquitin-proteasome system. The transcript is spliced from 4 exons. Gene Ontology annotation, cellular component: Cul3-RING ubiquitin ligase complex; nucleus. The coding region runs from base 125 to 1939 and encodes 604 amino acids. Lineage: Eukaryota; Metazoa; Chordata; Mammalia; Scandentia; Tupaiidae. Gene Ontology annotation, molecular function: protein binding. The record is from RefSeq and is a predicted model, not a curated record.
CCAGAGAGAGAGGGAAAAAAAAGGAAGAAGCAUAAUUCAGCCAUUUUUUGCAGCACAGAGCUGCAGUGUCCAAGGUACGGAUUGUGAACAAGUUGGUUUUGUUUCACAUGUUCAUUUGUGAUUCAUGGCAGGGGACGUGGAAGGAUUCUGUUCUUCCAUCCAUGACACCAGUGUCUCUGCUGGGUUCAGAGCACUGUAUGAGGAGGGAUUGCUUCUCGAUGUCACUCUGGUUAUUGAAGACCAUCAGUUCCAGGCCCAUAAAGCACUCUUGGCCACCCAGAGUGACUACUUCAGAAUUAUGUUUACUGCAGACAUGAGGGAACGAGAUCAGGACAAAAUUCAUUUAAAAGGUCUAACUGCCACUGGUUUCAGCCACGUCCUUCAAUUUAUGUACUAUGGAACUAUAGAACUGAGUAUGAAUACUGUUCAUGAGAUUCUUCAGGCUGCCAUGUAUGUUCAACUUAUAGAAGUGGUGAAGUUCUGCUGCUCUUUCCUAUUAGCGAAAAUCUGCUUAGAGAAUUGUGCAGAAAUUAUGAGACUCUUAGAUGAUUUCGGUGUAAACAUCGAGGGAGUCAGGGAGAAGUUGGACGCCUUUCUGCUAGACAACUUUGUGCCACUCAUGUCCAGGCCUGACUUCCUGUCCUAUCUGAGCUUUGAGAAGCUCAUGUCUUAUUUGGAUAAUGAUCAUCUGAGCAGGUUCCCAGAGAUAGAGCUGUACGAGGCUGUGCAGUCUUGGCUGCGGCAUGAUAGAAGACGCUGGAGACAUACCGAUACCAUCAUUCAGAACAUCAGGUUUUGUUUGAUGACCCCAUCCAGCGUUUUUGAGAAGGUUAAAACAUCAGAAUUUUAUAGAUACUCUCGACAACUGCGUUAUGAAGUUGACCAGGCAUUGAAUUACUUUCAGAAUGUUCACCAGCAGCCUUUGUUGGACAUGAAAUCAAGCCGCAUCCGUUCUGCCAAACCCCAAACUACAGUAUUCCGAGGAAUGAUUGGACAUAGCAUGGUCAACAGUAAAAUACUUCUCUUGAAGAAACCAAGAGUCUGGUGGGAACUUGAGGGCCCACAGGUACCUCUACGCCCUGACUGCCUUGCUAUUGUCAAUAAUUUCGUGUUCCUGUUAGGUGGGGAAGAACUGGGCCCAGAUGGUGAAUUCCAUGCUUCUUCCAAAGUGUUCAGGUAUGACCCAAGACAGAACUCUUGGCUGCGGAUGGCCGACAUGUCUGUCCCACGUUCAGAAUUUGCAGUGGGUGUUAUCGGGAAGUUUAUCUACGCUGUUGCAGGCAGAACCAGAGAUGAAACUUUCUAUUCCACUGAGAGAUAUGACAUCACCAAUGAUAAGUGGGAAUUUGUGGAUCCUUACCCAGUUAACAAAUAUGGACAUGAAGGGACAGUGCUCAAUAACAAGUUGUUUAUCACUGGUGGAAUCACCUCAUCUUCCACCUCUAAACAAGUGUGCGUGUUUGACCCCAGUAAAGAAGGGACCAUAGAACAACGGACCAGAAGAACUCAAGUCGUCACCAACUGUUGGGAGAAUAAGAGCAAGAUGAAUUAUGCAAGAUGCUUUCACAAGAUGAUCUCUUACAACGGCAAGCUUUAUGUCUUCGGUGGUGUCUGCGUGAUCUUGAGGGCCUCUUUUGAAUCUCAGGGAUGCCCUUCCACUGAAGUGUACAACCCAGAGACUGAUCAGUGGACCAUCUUAGCAUCCAUGCCAAUUGGUAGAAGUGGCCAUGGUGUGACUGUGCUGGACAAACAAAUAAUGGUUCUCGGAGGCCUUUGUUAUAAUGGUCAUUACAGUGAUUCCAUUCUCACUUUUGAUCCGGAUGAAAACAAAUGGAAGGAAGACGAGUACCCUCGAAUGCCCUGCAAACUGGAUGGUUUACAAGUAUGCAACCUGCAUUUUCCGGACUAUGUACUGGAUGAGGUCAGGCGCUGCAACUGAUAACAUCUUUCUCCCUUAAAAAAAAGCAAACAAAGCAUUUGUUUGUGAUAAAGUAGCUAACUACAAAAUAUAAAGAAAAACCUCACCAGUUUUACUAUCAAAGCCAUUGGUCUAAUAUCUUAAGAAUUUUCAUUCUGUGCUAGCAUCCUGUUUUUUCUUUUCAGUGGCCUCAAACUCAUGCAAUAAGUUAAUUCUAAGCGCUAGCUCUUGAAACUAUUUCCAGAAGCAGUUUGAUAGAAUGCUCCACUUAUCUGGGAAGUUGAUUUUCUGCUUUCAACAUUUCUUUCAGAUGUUAGUGUAGGAGUCACGCAUCUUCUAAGAGAAGACCCGAUAAGUGUGAUCUGAUUUCAGUCUCCCUAUCUGAAACCUUUUUGAACAUUUAUUUCAGUGUAUUUCAGUCUGUUAUAUUUUUUUGGUUAUAUUAUUUAAAAGUUUAAAACUUUUGACCUUUUUGCAUGGCUUUUUGCUGAAAAUGCAAAAAUAUAAAUUUUCUACAAAAUUAACUUUUUAUAUUCAAAACACUAUUUCUAAGCUGCCUUCUCUUAUCUGCAUUGUAUUAGUGAAAGCACAUUCAUACUCACAUACAUUCUAUAAAUAUAUAAGGCACAUCCCUUUUACGUGUGGUUAGGAUUCUAUAUUUUUAAGCUAGUGCACUUGCACACACGGUUCGCCAUACUUGUUGAAUUUUAGAUGUAAUGUCUUUUCAUGUAUUAACGUUUUUAGAAAGUUAAAAUAACUGGAGUCCUCAUUUGGUAUCUUCAGUCCAUACUGAUUCAGUAAUAUUUGAACUUUUAUUUCUGAACCUUGUAUGGAUUUAUAAAAACUAACAUUUUAUAUUUUAUUUUCCAAAGUAAACAUUAGUGUUCCUUAUGGAUAUAUGUCUUUACUUCUUGAAAAUGUUUUUCUUUGCAGUCUGUUUAACGUUGCCCUGUUUUUAUUGAGAAUCGGAGUGGUAUUUGACAACCUCUGACCCUGCAGCGUGCAAGCACUUUUAAAGAGAAUUUAGGUAAUACUAGACUCCUAAAUAGAGGCCCCUUAAAAGUAAGUGCAACUCCCAUUCUUUACAUUUAGUAAGGCUGCUGUAUCUGUUAUUGAAUGGAAGGUAGCAACUCUUAGAAAAUUUGAGGUCAGUUUUGACUUAGAGGUAAGAAAUAGAAUGAUAAUGUUACUGGUCAUGUCUACUUGUUUAUUUCAUAUGAAAUACUCAGUGGCACUGCGGCACUAGGGAUGUAAGCUCUCAGCUUUUGUUUUAUUUACUGAAAGCUACUAGCAUGAAGGAUAGUAACCACAAAGUUCAAGAUGGAUCAAGAAUAGCUCCUUAAAAGCAUUUAUACAAAGUGUUUUAGGAUUAGCUGCAUCUUUCAACUGAAUAAACACGAAGGACAGAAGUGUAGUUAACAAAAUCAAGCAAGAAUAACCUGGGAGUGGGUCAUUCACAUGGAUGCCAU